Messenger RNA from Solanum stenotomum, 699 nucleotides. RefSeq lists its product as uncharacterized. Bases 1 to 699 code for a protein of 232 amino acids. The transcript has a single exon. NCBI's taxonomy places the organism in Eukaryota, Viridiplantae, Streptophyta, Magnoliopsida, Solanales, Solanaceae. The record is from RefSeq and is a predicted model, not a curated record.
AUGAGAGAGAGUGGUUUGGAGUCUUUGAUGGAUGAGGUUUCUUCAUUUUGUGGUAAACAUGAUAUUUUGGUUCCCGAAAUGACUGAAGACUAUCCAAGAUCGAAGCGUAAGAAGUCCGAAAUUUCAUAUUUACAUCACUUUCGUGUGGAAGUGUUUUAUGCAGUUAUUGAUUUGCAACUUCAGGAGCUCAAUAAUCGUUUUGAUGUUGUGACUAGUGACUUACUCCUUGGCAUGGCUAGUUUGAAUCCGGUUGAUUCAUUUGCUAAUUUUAGUAAGAGCAGAAUAAUGAAGUUGGCCGAAUAUUAUAAAAGUGAGUUUGGUGAUAAUGAACUUCGAGAUCUCAGUUAUCAACUUGAUAGUUUCAUUGUCUAUGCUCGAGAGUGUGAUAGCAAGUUUCUCAACUUGAAGGGGAUUAAAGAUCUUGCUACGAUGAUGGCACAAACAAACUUGGAUCAAACUUGGUCUCUUGUUUAUUUGCUUGUAAAGUUGGCUUUGAUUUUGCCUGUUGCUACGGCAAGUGUGGAAAGAGCAUUCUCCUCAAUGAAGCUCAUCAAAAAUGAUCUACGUAAUAGCAUUGGUGAAGAAUUUUUGAAUGGAUGUUUAGUUUGUAAGAUAGAGCGGAAGAUAUUUGAAAAUGUAAGUAAUGAUGCUAUUAUAGAUCGUUUUCAAAAUAUGAAGUCUCGUCGAGUACAAUUGUAA